GGAGGUGGGUGGGGUGUAGGAUUAAGUCUCAACGCUGCUCCAGUGAUUUGCCGACGCUUUAGCUUUGAUGGGAACAGUUGUAUUGCGGGAAUGAUGGCUGUGUGAGCACCAAAUUCGGAAAACACAACUGUCACCGUAGUGAGGGAAUAAUAGCAACAUAUUUGCAGCUGACAUGAGGCUGGUUAGUGGCGGGGUCCGGUCCCGAAGGGCUGCGGAGCCCCUGGAACCAGAGUCGGAGGAGGCGACGGAGAAAGUUCACCACGAGCAUCAGCAUACAGAACACCACGGCCACCCCGAGCAUCACCCGGGACAGGACUACAACCACAUGAAGGACAAGUUCAUGAAUGAACUGCAACAUCUACCCAUUCCCAUGUGGGCUGUCGGAGCCAUCAUAGUGGUGGUCCUGGUUUUGGUGGCGUGCUUCAUCUUUUGUGUUUUCAAAAAAUGCUUUGGGAAGAAGAAAAAGCCCAAGAAAGUGAGAGAGAGGAAGACAGGGCGCCGCAGGGUGGCAAAGGAGGGCGAAGGCGAAACUGGAGAGAAGGAAGGGGAGGUGAAGAAGGAGGGUGAGGAAGAGGAGAAAGAGCAGGAGAAGUUGGGGAGGUUGGAAUUCUCCUUGGAUUAUAACUUCACAGAUUCCCAGCUCAUCGUGGGAAUCCUUCAGGCUCAGGAUCUGGCUGCUAUGGACAUGGGGGGCACCUCAGAUCCUUACGUCAAAGUUUUUUUGCUGCCGGACAAAAAGAAGAAGUAUGAAACAAAGGUCCAGCGCAAGAAUUUGUGUCCGGUUUUCAAUGAGACAUUCAUUUUUAAGAUCCCAUACGCAGAGCUCGGAGGAAAGACUUUGGUGCUGCAGGUGUUUGAUUUUGAUCGUUUCUCCAAGCACGACAUGAUAGGCGAUAUCAAAAUCCCCAUGAACAGCAUUGACUUAGGUCAGCCAAUUCAACAAUGGAAGGAUUUGGAGAGCUCGGAAAAGGAGGAGCAGGAGAAACUGGGUGAUAUUUGCAUCUCUUUGCGAUACGUCCCCACUGCUGGGAAACUGACAGUGAACAUCAUGGAAGCGAAGAAUCUGAAGAAAAUGGAUGUCGGCGGCUUGUCAGACCCAUACGUGAAGAUUGUCCUGCAGCAAAAUGGAAAACGUAUCAAAAAGAAGAAGACUACUGUCAAGAAAAACACACUCAAUCCCUACUUCAAUGAGAGUUUUAGCUUUGACGUCCCCUUUGAACAGAUACAGAAAGUACAGGUUGUCAUCACAGUGUACGACUAUGACAAGCUCGGCAGCAAUGAUCCUAUCGGUAAAACCUUCAUGGGUUAUGGAGCGACGGGUGUGGGCCUGCGACACUGGUCAGAUAUGUUGGCUAAUCCCAGACGUCCAGUAGCCCAGUGGCACACUUUGCUGCCAGAGGAGGAAGUGGAUGCAGCGGUCAAAGCGAAACCUCGCUAGAUUAGAGAUGUUAUGGGGUUUUUUUUGUCGUCCUUAAUGUUGUUCUUUCCAUGCAUUUAUUGAGGUAUACAGUGUUUUGAAUUAUGUGUGUGUGUGUGAAAUACUGAUGUUUUUAUAUUUGUCAUUCUCUUCCCCUACUUAAGAAUGUGUUUUCAGUUACAGUACACAGCAAAUAAAUGUCCCAUGGUAACUUACCUUGAAUGAGGCUCAACCUUUUUCAUAAUGUUUUAAGUUAAUAUUAAUAAAAGCAAAUGUUAAUCAUAUAUUUUCUGGAAUGCCAUUACUGUAAGAGAAAAAAUGUCCAAUUAAGGGCUGAUGUCAUGAUUUCGUUUUGUAAAUCAUUAAACGUACAUCAAAGCGUGUGAAGUGUGAUCA
This is a messenger RNA of Doryrhamphus excisus (bluestripe pipefish), 1813 nucleotides long. It is a transcript of the gene syt5b, whose product is annotated as synaptotagmin Vb. Gene Ontology annotation, cellular component: plasma membrane; dense core granule; synaptic vesicle membrane. The record is from RefSeq and is a predicted model, not a curated record. Gene Ontology annotation, biological process: calcium ion-regulated exocytosis of neurotransmitter; synaptic vesicle endocytosis. Gene Ontology annotation, molecular function: calcium-dependent phospholipid binding; phosphatidylserine binding; SNARE binding. NCBI's taxonomy places the organism in Eukaryota, Metazoa, Chordata, Actinopteri, Syngnathiformes, Syngnathidae.